AUGAUGGGUUCUGGCAGUAAUGAAAUUGUGGAGUUGGAAGAAGAAAUGGAUUCUAAUUCUAAUGUCAAUGAAGAUACAUUAGGGAAGCCGUUGAAGAAAUAUUCUAUAGGGGAUGACAUCAAUAAACUAUUUGAGGCAAUAGACAUUAGGAGUUCUCGUCGAGGUGCAUGUCAAUCUGAACAAGGUGUUAGAGAUUCUUUACAUAAAAGUGCCAUGAAAAGGCCGAUGAGAGUUAGUCCUUCUCAUGCAUCAGGUAUUGGAAUCUCAGAAUCGGUGAGUCUGAAACAGGCUUUAAGAGGAUUAUGCAUCUCACAAGCAUCGGAGAUGGCUGCAGUAAAGAAGCGAUUGUCAAAACCAUCAGCUUCUCCGAGAGUCUUAGAAGAAGGAGCUGUCACGAGGUUGUACAGGGCUGUAGUAAUUGAGGCCGGUGAAUCUGGUCAACCCCUUGAUGAAGGCAAAGGAAAUGUGGUGGAGAUAUCCUUUACACCGGAAAGAAGCACAUCAAAUAUUUCAGACAAGACAUCUCAAUCUCGACAUUCAUCCAUGGCUGAAAUAUCUCACAAAAAUGCUCAGUCUUCUGAUCAUUCAGUAGAUGCAUUGAUACAGGAGUCUAAAAUAACAAAAAUGAUAACAAAGGAUGAGAAUGUUCCUUUUUCAACAAGUCAUUGUCUUGAAGUGUCAAAAUCUGAUUCAGAGCAAAAUAGGAAGUUGGAAUCUCCAUAUUCUUCAAUUGGCACUGUACAUGACAAGAAACUCCGGGCGUUGGAUGAGAUAGUUCCCAUCUCGGAUGAGGAUUCAAUCGCGUCAGGUGGGUUGCUCAAGGAGCAGGAAGGUGAGCUGCAUUCUACAUCUUCAUCAUCAACAUUUAAUGCAGGAAGCAAGAUCAUUAAACCUUCGAAUACAAGUUUUAGCAAACCACAUAUGAGAAGCCAAAACUUUGUCAAGAAGAAGAUUGUGUCAAAACAAAAUCCUGUUUCCUGCAGUCCCAGUUGCCAAACUAGUAAACUGGUGAAUCAGGUACCUGACUCUGUCCUGAAAAAUGGAUAUAAAGAAACGGAUAAAGUAUCACCAGCAUCAAGUACUAAUGGAAGUCUUGAAGUCUGUUCUACUGCACAUGGCCUUGUCAAAACUAGAAGUAUAGUGACAAAAGCUGAUGAAAGAUCAAGAUCAAGGGAAAAAGGGGACCUCUCUCAAAGCUCAAAAAGUAGCAUUGGAGAGUACAGUAGUACAACAAGCUAUAGCGAGGAAAGCCAUCUCAGUGGGUCUAGUCGCAGUGGCUAUCGACCUCACAUGUCAAAAGACUUGAGAUGGGAAGCCAUACAUUAUGCUCAGAAGCAGCAUGGAAGCUUGUCUUUGAAGCAUUUCAAGCUGCUGAGGAAGCUUGGUGGUGGAGACAUUGGCAGUGUUUACCUUUCUGAGCUUGUUGAUACAAACUGCCUCUUUGCCGUGAAAGUUAUGGAUAAUGAUUGUCUGGCUAGCAGAAAGAAGAUGCUGAGGGCUCAAACUGAAAAAGAGAUACUGGAAAUGCUGGAUCACCCAUUCCUUCCAACACUCUAUGCCCAUUUUCUGACAAAUAAGUUCUCGUGUUUGGUUAUGGAAUAUUGUCCUGGAGGUGAUCUGCAUGUGCUCCGGCAGAAGCAACCUACCAAAAGUUUCCCUGAGCAAGCAGCCAGGUUUUAUAUUGCGGAAGUUCUUCUUGCGUUAGAGUACCUUCACAUGCUUGGAGUUGUAUACCGAGACUUGAAGCCUGAAAACAUUAUGAUCAGAGAAGAUGGUCACAUCAUGCUUUCAGAUUUCGACUUGUCUCUUAGAUGUGCCGUAAAUCCUACAUUACUCAAGUCGUCUUCACCUGUUGUUGGGCCUCCAAAAAAGAUGUCUAGUCCGUGCUCAGAUUCUAGCUGCAUAGAGCCUUUCUGCCUCCAUCCAUCCUGGCAAGUCUCCUGUUUCACACCUGGGUUUUUAUCUGCUGCAGCAAAAACCCGUAAACUAAAAUCUGAACUAGCUGCCCAGGUCAUCCCGCUACCACAGCUUGUAGUGGAGCCUACCAGUGCGCGGUCCAACUCCUUUGUAGGAACUCAUGAAUACCUGGCUCCAGAGAUCAUCAAAGGGGAAGGUCAUGGGAGUGCUGUUGAUUGGUGGACCUUUGGAAUUUUUCUUUACGAGAUUUUAUAUGGUAAGACACCCUUCAAAGGAUCAACCAACGAGGAUACUCUAUCAAAUGUGGUAUCCCAAUGCCUCAAGUUUCCUGGAAGCCCUAUGGUCAGUUCUAAUGCUCGAGAUUUAAUCAGGAGGUUGUUAAAGAAGGAACCAGAGAAUAGAUUGGGUUACGAGAAGGGAGCAGCAGAGAUUAAGCGACAUCCAUUCUUUGACGGCCUGAACUGGGCUUUGAUACGAUGUGAAACACCUCCUGAGCUCCCUAGAGUCUUCGAUUUGGGAAACCUUAUCCCGGACACGACCUCUCAAAAUAAGAGUAACAAAUGCCAAACGGAAUGCGAAGAUACUGGAGAUGGUAUAGAAUUUGAGAUGUUCUAG
Molecule: messenger RNA, 2532 nt
Organism: Fraxinus pennsylvanica
Lineage: Eukaryota; Viridiplantae; Streptophyta; Magnoliopsida; Lamiales; Oleaceae
Source: the annotation of a GenBank genome assembly